Molecule: messenger RNA, 531 nt
Organism: Penicillium malachiteum
Lineage: Eukaryota; Fungi; Ascomycota; Eurotiomycetes; Eurotiales; Aspergillaceae
Exons: 5
Coding region: 1-531 (176 amino acids)
Source: RefSeq, a predicted model, not a curated record
AUGGCAACCGACAAUGCAGGAUUCCCGGCGUUAAAGCCCGCCCUCAUCACGAGGAUUCACGUUGAUCCUACCAAGAUCCGCCCUUUUGGCGUUAGCCACACUGGCUCUUCGCUCAUCCACUUUGAAGUCCCAAGUGGAACAGUGGAGACAGUACCAGGCUUUGAACCAGAAUUCAAGGCCGAGAUUGUCUUCGGUGGGGAUUGGUUUGUCAUGGACGCAGAUGGAAAGCAUGGUCGUGUGAACUUCCGUGGUAUCGCCAAAACCGACGAUGGCCAUGUUAUUGAUAUCCGUACUUUUGGUACUGUCGACAUGGUUCCAGCAGCUGCCAAAGUCUUCACUUUACAGCCAGACAUGGCGUCCGUUCCAUUUGGCCACGCAGCGGCCCGGAUUGAAUACCUGGUCAACGACCCCAAGCCAAAGUUCCUGGAGAAUAGCUUUCUUGUUGGAAACGCCCAGGUUAUCAUCGAUGAGACUGGGGUCACAAUUGAGAACAGACAGUCUAUUGUCCUUACUCCCACAAUUCAGGAGUGA